This is a messenger RNA of Erigeron canadensis, 2086 nucleotides long. RefSeq names its product probable serine incorporator. The record is from RefSeq and is a predicted model, not a curated record. The transcript has 13 exons. Bases 389 to 1642 code for a protein of 417 amino acids. NCBI's taxonomy places the organism in Eukaryota, Viridiplantae, Streptophyta, Magnoliopsida, Asterales, Asteraceae. Gene Ontology annotation, cellular component: membrane.
AGGCAAAAAGAAAGCAAACGAUUAAAAGCAAUCUCCCCCUCUCUCUCUGUCUUCUCUCAAUAUCCUAUUCUGUUUAUAUAUGUAUGUACUUAUUAUAUGUAGCAAAAGAUAACAACAUAUUGUAGACACAAAAGUGCAAAACUUCAAAAGGAAUUCGUCUCUUUGAAGACCGCCCGCAACUCUUUAGUUUAAUUUUUCAUUGGGACACAUAUUUAUUUCGCCUCAUCAUAUAUUGACCAGAGACUACCAUCGUCAAUAACCGUCUUGAAGACUACAAUACAAGUUAAUUGGCAGGUUUUCAGUUUCGUUUUCGCGUCAAUUCAGAUUGCAGAUGAUAAGAGAGCUGGUGGAAUACCUUCCACUAGCUCUCUCUGUAUAAUUUAACAUUAUGUCGACGUCGAUCUCAAAACUUGAAGCGGGGUUGGAUGAAACUAAUAGUAGCACUGUUCGGUACGCCAAGCUCUUGGAGGGUCCUUGGUGGGCUCAGUUUCGUUAUGGGAGUAACCCAUGGAUGGCUAGAUAUGUAUAUAGUGUGAUGUUUCUAUUGGCAAACUUGCUUGCGUGGGCUGUACGCGAUUAUGGCCCCAAUGCAUCGACAGAAAUGAGUAGAUUGAAAAGUUGUAAAGGUGGUAAAGUCUGUUUAGGCUCGGAAGGAGUUUUGAGAGUUAGCUUGGGAUGUUUUAUGUUCUUUUUCAUAAUGUUUCUUUCAACUAGUGGUACCUCAAAGUUGUACGGACGAAAAGAAUUAUGGCAUUCGGGUUGGUGGUCAGCCAAGAUCUCCCUAUUGAUCUCUCUACUCGCGCUGCCUUUCUUUCUUCCUAGAGAGAUUAUUCUAAUAUAUGGUGAGAUUGCACAUUUUGGAGCAGGGGUCUUUUUGCUAAUUCAGCUAAUCAGUAUAAUCAGCUUCAUUACUUGGUUGAAUGAUUGUUGUUUAUCAGAAAAAUAUGCAGAAAGAUGCCGUAUCCAUUUCAUGCUGCUUGCAACUACUGCAUAUGUUGUGUGCAUAUUGGGGAUCAUAUUGAUGUACAUUUGGUACACACCACAACCGACUUGCUUACUCAACAUUUCCUUUAUUACGUGGACACUUGUACUCCUACAACUUAUGACUAGUGUCUCUCUUCACCCAAAAGUUAGCGCCGGCUUUUUGACUCCAGGUUUUAUGGGGUUGUAUGUGGUGUUCCUAUGUUGGUCAGCCAUUAGAAGUGAACCAUAUGACGAAAAAUGUGUUAGAUAUACAGAAGCAUCGAGAGACUGGUUGACUAUCAUUAGCUUUAUUAUUGCACUGAUAGCCAUGGUGAUUGCCACAUUUUCAACGGGCAUCGACUCUAAAUGUUUUCAGUUCCGGAAGGAUGAGAAACAAGAAGAAGACGAUGUUCCUUAUGGUUUUGGAUUCUUCCAUUUCGUCUUUGCCACUGGAGUUAUGUACUUUGCAAUGUUAUUGAUUGGUUGGAAUUCUAAUCACACCAUGAAGAGGUGGACGAUUGAUGUUGGUUGGACCAGUACUUGGGUCAGAAUAGUAAACGAGUGGCUUGCAGUCUGUGUCUACUUGUGGAUGCUGGUAUCCCCGAUCGUGUGGAAAAGCAGACAGGUGGAUGAUCAAAAUGAUAUCCCCGAUUGUGUGGAAAAGCAGACAGGUGGAUGAUCAAAAAUAAGUGAAGUGGAAGAAGGUGAUGUUUUACUCAAAAAAUGGCGUGUGAUCCAUCUUCAAUGUUCAAGUAAUGUGGAAGCAAAUAUAAACAUCCUUACCAUGUAUGUUAACAAGAUUUACACACAAAUAUAUACAAGCCGGCAAGAUUGAUAUAUACAUGCGAUAGAAGAGUUUCACUCAGUUCCAUGGGGUCUAAAGUGGCUGCUUGCUUCCAUAUCCAAUCUAUAGUCACUUAUUUUUUUAUGAAAAAGUGAGAAGGAAGCAAUCAAGCAUAUAAUAGUAUGAUACCAUCUGUUGAAGGCUAACAUGUUAUAGAAUAGUAAUUCUAAACCCCAGUCACUCGAUAUUGUAAAUUUUUGAGUAGUAGUCUUCAAUUAUCAUUGCAUUAUCCGAACACAAUGACCAAGGCAAAUGUAAUGAUAAUGCCGGUUUACGUAA